Messenger RNA from Paramuricea clavata, 1774 nucleotides. Lineage: Eukaryota; Metazoa; Cnidaria; Anthozoa; Malacalcyonacea; Plexauridae. The record is from the annotation of a GenBank genome assembly.
AUGCCAUCCGCAUUGACGCCCGAGCGAGCAGUGAAGGAAAUUGCUAACAUAUACAUCAAAAGCGACAAAGAAAAGGGGCUAAAGGCCCACAUUUUGCCUGUUAUUCAGAGCGCCGUUCGUGGAAAUCGGUGAGUCAAUAUUGUAUAUACUUAUAAUAAUAAAAAUGCUGAUGUUCUUCACAAGUAUUUUAAAUUUAUAUAUGUAUUGAAUUUAACACUUUUGCAGGUAUCGUACCACAGCAAAGUUAUUGACAGCAAGAUCACCCCCAAGACUGUCAGAUUGCCUUUCCUGCUAUAAAAAACUAUAAAUAUAAAUAAUUUCAGUUUUAUUCAACAGAAUAAUACGGAUUGUGAUAAAAGAGUUUGUGUCUUGUGAUAAUUGUUAAUUGAUAUUAGCCAUUUCCCAAUCGAGCAGAGGACUGGGUCUAGUGGCUUGUUUGGUUUGUUUGAAGUUUUCCUACAUUCCUAAAGUUAUUUAUUGCAGCCCUGAAACGCAACAAUUAUGAUAAGGCAUCUUUUAAUAUAAUAUUUAGCUCGCUCACUAUAACUUGUUGACAUGUUGUCCCUCCAAACGUCCCUUCAAACAUCAACUAGACUCAGUCCUCUGCCCGAUUGGGAAAUGGCUAAUUGUUGAUGUUGUUCUAAUUUUGGUUGUUAGUGGUUAGUCAUUGAAGAAAUUUAUAGACAGUUUCCAUGCUUAUUAAUUCUGAUAGUGGUGCGUACCGUAAUAUACACAUAGCCUCUACUUCAUAUACUCUUGAAGUUUGUAUAAAAAUGAAUAUAAUUCAAGAGGUAUAAGAUCGAAGUAAAGACCGUGUUUGCGCAAUGCUGCUGUAGUUAAUGCUUUGUACAAUACAUCUCGAUUGUAAUAUUUUAAGGUCUUGAGCUUUUUGGAUAUUUAUUUGAAAUGGUACUCUUCAUACUGACUGGUCCGGUGAUAUUUUGCGGCGAUUAUAAAAAUCGAAAAUAUUUCCGAAUGUGGCGUAAUUAGUCGGUGUCCACUUGGCGUAACCUCCGGCGUAAAAUAUUGACGGAUUCCAUACUGGGUAAGGAAGGUUGGGACCUGCUUAAAGAAGACUGGCAAAUUAUUAUUUUUCAGUUGAACUGAUGGCUGAGUCUAUGCGCCAGGCAUUAAUACCGUAAACCUCCGACUAUAAGCCCUGGGCUUACAUACUUUCGUAAGUAUGUCGACUGUCAAACCUCCCUUCCAGACCAAUUGCUACAAACCCUAACGAAAUAGCUGACUUCUUCAAUACCUACUUCGCCUCCGUAUUUACAUCCGAAAACCUCCCUGUUCUGAACAUCCUAACAGGACAGAUCCAGUUUUAACUGAACUCAAAGUAACUGAGUUAGAGGUAGAAACUUUACUUAACUCCCUUGAUACUAACAAAGCAACCGGAUCGGACGAAAUCCCAGCGAGACUUCUAAAAGAAACCGCCUCAAUAAUCACUCCCUCCAUCUGCAAACUAUUCAACAAAUCAUUGCAACAAGGAACGGUGCCACAAGAUUGGAAACUAGCGAACGUUGUUCCCGUUUAUAAGAAAGGUGACAAAGAAUAUACAGAGAAUUACAGGCCAAUUUCUCUCCUGCCAAUUAUUUCGAAAGUUCUAGAACGGUACAUUUUCAUGAACAUUCGACAACACUUUUCUGGGAUAAUUUAUGAUCACCAGCACGGAUUCCUCCAAGGAAAAUCUUGUGUGACUAAUUUGUUAGAAGCAUUAGAUUACAUCGGCGCAGCAAAUUUCGAAACCGUCGACGGUCGAGCACAUCAUUGA